Messenger RNA from Sorghum bicolor (sorghum), 1648 nucleotides. RefSeq names its product peroxidase 43. Gene Ontology annotation, cellular component: plasmodesma; plant-type cell wall. Gene Ontology annotation, biological process: hydrogen peroxide catabolic process; response to oxidative stress. The coding region runs from base 92 to 1117 and encodes 341 amino acids. The record is from RefSeq and is a predicted model, not a curated record. The transcript has 3 exons. Lineage: Eukaryota; Viridiplantae; Streptophyta; Magnoliopsida; Poales; Poaceae. Gene Ontology annotation, molecular function: peroxidase activity; heme binding.
CUAUAAAACCUCAUUUACGCAGGUCACAGGACUUGCACCCUCCUCCAUCAUAUCCGAUCCCCCUCCUGCUCCACCUCCCUCGCUCUCUAAGAUGGCCACCAGAAGGUGUAGUAGUAGCAACGUGCCACCUGCAGGCUUAUUGGCCGUGCCAUGCUUGCUGCUGCUGCUGCUCGCCGGCGUCUCCAACGGGCAGCUCCAGGUGGGGUUCUACUCCAACUCCUGCCCCGGCGCCGAGUCCACCGUCGCCUCCGUCGUCCGGCAGUCCGGGUCCGCCGACCCCACCAUCCUCCCGGCGCUCAUCCGCCUCCAGUUCCACGACUGCUUCGUCCGCGGCUGCGACGCCUCGGUGCUCAUCAAGGGCGGCGCCGGCGGCAACAACGCCGAGGUGGACAACAGCAAGCACCAGGGCCUCCGCGGCGUGGAGAUCAUCGAGGGCGCCAAGACCCAGCUCGAGGCCCUGUGCCCCGGCGUCGUCUCCUGCGCCGACAUCGUCGUCCUCGCCGCCCGAGACGCCAUCUCCUUCACCGGCGGGCCGUCGUUCGACGUGCCGACGGGGCGGCUCGACGGGAAGGUGUCCAACCUGCGUGACGCCGACGCGCUGCCGGACGUGCACGACGGCAUCGACGCGCUCCGUUCCAAGUUCCGCGCCAACGGACUCGACGAGAAGGACCUCGUCCUCCUCACCGCUGCGCACACGGUGGGGACGACGGCGUGCUUCUUCCUGCAGGACCGGCUGUACAACUUCCCGCUGCCCGGCGGCGGCCGGGGCUCGGACCCGACCAUCCCGCCGGGGUUCCUGUCGGAGCUCAAGUCGCGGUGCGCGCCGGGGGACUUGAACACGCGGCUGGCGCUGGACCGGGGCAGCGAGGGCGUGUUCGACACCUCGAUCCUCCGGAACAUCCGGAACGGGUUCGCCGUGAUCGGCUCCGACGCGGCGCUCUACAACGACACGGCGACCGUCGACGUCGUGGACUCCUACUCCGGCCUGCUCAGCAACUUCUUCGGGCCCUACUUCCGGCAGGACUUCGCGGACGCCAUGGUACGCAUGGGCAGCAUCGGCGUGGUCACCGGCCGGAAGCAGGGCGAGGUCCGGAAGGUCUGCUCCAAGUUCAACUGAACUGACGUCUGAGACUGAUGAUCCCACUCCCACCAAUCACCAAUGCAAAGCGCGCGCGUACCACCGGUCCAUCCGUCCAUAGAUCCCUUCAUUCAUUGCACACAGCUAGCAGGCCCAUCCAUGGUUGGACAGCACGGUGGGGUUUGGUUGCCUGCUUUCAUGGCAGUGUUUCUCUCUUCAUCGAUUCCUUCCAUUCAUCGAUCAGUAGUACGUACAUCGUGUAGAUCUCAUCUCAUCUCACUGGGCAAAGGGAAAUUCAAGUGCCUCAUAUAUAUAUAUAUAUAUAUAUAUAUAUAUAUAUAUAGGGUAUUAUAUUAUAACAUAAAUUAUUUGGACUUGUGUUUAUAUAGAAAUUACUAUAUAUAGUUUGAUAUAUAUGUUUAGUCAUUUGUUGUUGGGUUUCGGGGAUUCAUUUGCUGUUGUGUAGGCUGUAACUGUGAAAAGUGUUUGAUUUCUAUAUUGCAAGAGGUGUCAAAUAUUGUGACGAUUUUUCCUCUGCAUUACAACUACUCGAAAAAUGGUUUUUGGCUA